ACGACUGGAUAAAAGAAACAAGUUCCAACACGCAGUGAAUUCGACGUGAAGUCCAUGUAAGAUGAUGUGAAUUUGAUCAAGCGGAUUGAUGAGAGGGAAAUAAAUGUACUUCGGGAUCUAACAGGACCUUACAAUAGCUUUCAUGAAUGUUUGGGAGUCUCCAGGUAGCAUUGCCAUUUUUGCAAAACGGGAAGUGUCAGCUCUCUGUGUGAGCCAUGGGCCCAAGAGCACAGCUCCUCCUCGGCCUGGUGCUUCUGGCGGCUUCACACGUACGGGCAGUCAGCUUUCCCGAAGACAACGUUCCCAUCGACUCCGUGGACUACCAUUACUCCAAACAGUAUCCGGUGUUUAGAGGGCGUCCUGCAGGCAAUGAAUCUCAGCACAGGCUGGACUUUCAGCUGAUGACAAAAAUUCAAGACACGCUCUUCAUUGCUGGCAGAGACCAAGUGUACUUAGUAAGUUUGCAAGAGACAUACAGAACGGAGAUCAUACCUUACCGGAAAUUAACAUGGAGGUCCGGUGAAGGGGACCGGAAAACCUGCGCCAUGAAGGGGAAGCACAGAGAUGAAUGCCAUAAUUUUAUUAAAGUGCUGGUUCCCAGAAACAACGAUCUUGUGUUCAUCUGCGGCACAAAUGGCUUUAACCCCAUGUGCAGAUACUACCGGUUGGAUAACCUGGAAUUUGACGGAGAGGAAAUAAGCGGCUUGGCGAGGUGCCCAUUCGAUGCCAAGCAGACUAACGUGGCCCUCUUUGCUGACGGGAAGCUUUACUCCGCCACUGUGGCGGACUUCCUGGCCAGCGAUGCGGUCAUCUAUCGCAGCAUGGGGGACGGGUCUGCCCUAAGAACCAUCAAGUAUGACUCAAAGUGGUUAAAAGAACCGCACUUCCUGCAUGCCGUGGAUUAUGGGAAUUACGUGUAUUUCUUCUUCAGGGAAAUCGCAGCUGAGCACAAUAACUUGGGAAAGGCGGUGUAUUCCCGCGUGGCGCGCAUAUGCAAGAAUGACGUGGGCGGAUCGCAGCGUGUGCUGGAAAAACACUGGACCUCCUUCGUUAAGGCUCGCCUAAACUGCUCCGUCCCGGGGGAGUCCUUCUUCUAUUUCGAUUUCUUGCAAUCCAUCACAGACAUAAUAGAAAUCAAUGGAAUCCCUACCGUGGUCGGCGUGUUUACCACUCAGCUGAAUAGCAUUCCCGGCUCUGCAGUUUGCGCAUUUUCGAUGGCGGACAUCGAGAAGGUUUUCCGAGGCAGAUUCAAAGAACAGAAGGCGCCCGAUUCCGUGUGGACGGCUUUUCCGGAAGACCGGCUGCCAAAGCCCAGGCCUGGCUCCUGUGCGGGAUAUGGCUCUGCAGAGGCAUACAAAACCUCUAUUGAAUUCCCGGACGAGACUCUGCUUUUCAUCAAAUCCCACCCUCUGAUGGAGGCGGCCGUACCAUCUGUCAACGAGGAGCCUUGGUUCACCAAAACCCGGGUCAGGUACAGGCUGACUGCCCUGGCAGUUGAUAAUUCGGCCGGCCCCCACCAAAACUACACGGUGGUUUUUGUUGGCUCUGAAGCUGGUGUGCUCCUCAAGGUCCUGGCGAAGACGUUUCCCUUCUCCCUGAAUGACAGCGUGCUUCUGGAGGAGAUCGAUGUCUUUAACCGAGCCAAGUGCCUGUACGGCAGCGAGGAGGACCGUCGCAUCGUGUCGCUGCACCUGGACCCAGAGACACGCGGCCUGUUCGUGGCCUUCCCCAGCUGCGUGGUCAGGCUCCCCCUCAGCCGCUGCGAGCGGCAUGGCUCCUGCCAGAAGUCUUGCAUCGCGUCGCGUGAUCCAUACUGUGGGUGGAUGGGACACGGGGCCUGUGAAACGCUCCGACCAGGCGUGCUAUCUGGGUUCGAGCAGGACGUGGAGUUUGGCAACACAGCCCGACUGGGAGACUGUCAUGAAUUUUUGGCUACUACAUCUACGCCAGAUUACAAAUCAUUUGGCGACCCAACAUCUGACGUGGAGUUGUCAUCAGCGUCAGUCACAACAGUGGCGUCUGGCCGCAUAAAGUCACCCCAAAUCAUAGCCACUCAGACACCUGAACCGUUUGGUUCGGGGAAAUUUGUCCUCCAAGAUGACGCAGCCACUUCACAUUCUUUUGAGUCAUUCCCAGGUAUCCCGGAUGGUGUUUGGGAAGUGCAGUCGGGGGAGUCCAGCCAGAUGGUGCACAUGAACGUCCUGGUCACCUGCGUGUUUGCGGCUUUCCUGCUGGGGGCACUCAUCGCGGGAAUGGUGGUCUACUGCUACCGGGACGCCUUCCUACGGAAGCCCAGGAAGAUCCACAAGGAUGCGGAGUCGGCCCAGUCCUGCGCGGACUCGGGUGGGAGCUUCGCCAAGCUCAACGGCCUGUUCGACAGCCCCGUGAAGGACUACCAGCCCGACAUGGACUCCCCCAAGCUCUACACCAACCUGCUGAGCAACGGGAAGGACGUGGUGUCCAACGGAGAAACCAAGACUAUGAUCCUGAGCAGUCAGUGCCAGCCGCCAGAGCUGGCGGCCCUCCCUACCCCGGAGUCUACCCCCGUUCUUCAACAGAAGAGCCUGCAGCCCACCAUCAAGAACCAGUGGGAGAAGGCCCACAGCAAGGUCAACGGUCCUCGCCGGGAUUCUCCGCCAAAAAGCCCACAGUACUUCCCCAGCAGCCCUCCCCCACACUCACCGCCAGGACACGGCCACAUCCCAAGCGCUGUAGUUCUUCCCAACGCUACUCAUGAUUACCGGGCCUCCUUCUCCAAUGCAGCGGACGCGUUGCGUUCCGAACGGAAGGUCCAAAACGCGGAUCAACCCGCAAACUCCAGAUCCAGCAGGAAGGAUCACCGGCGCUCCGUGGAUGCGCGGAAUACACUCAACGACCUGUUGAAACAUUUUAACGAGGGCGGCAAUCCGAAAGCCAUUAUGGCGGACAUGCCCAGGUCCCGCCCGAACAUGGUGCUGGACCCCAUGAUGAGCAUGACGGAGAUACCGCCAAAAGUGCCGAGCAGGGAGGCAUCGCUGUACUCCCCCUCCUCGUCCCUGCCCAGGAACAGUCCCACAAAAAGGGUUGAUGUGCCAACCACACCGACCACGCCGACGGGACCGAUGAGCACGUUGGAAAGACAGAGGGGCUACUACAGGAACGCUUCGCAGAGGCAUUCCAUAUCGGCCCUUCCUAAAAACUCAUCCAACGGGGCUGUCGUAUCACGGCAACCCAGCAUGAACAGGGGGGGGUACAUGCCCCCCGCACCCCCAUCCCGGCUGGAUUCACACGGGGUGUCCAUGGGGGUCCACCAGCAGCCCUCAGUCUCCAGACAGAGCAGUUACAGUGGGCACGGGUCUCUACCCCGAACGGGGGUCAAGAGAGCGCCCUCUUUAAAACCAGACAUUCCCCCGAAACCCAACGCAUUUGUUCCACAGACUACGCAAAUGAGGGUAGUGAAUAAGUACAGUUACUGAAGUGUGCACACAGCUGGUUUCACUCUGUCGAGGAACUGAUGGCCUGAGGAGGGGUUUCUGUUGUUGCGGAAGUCCCAACUGACUGCACUGUUUGAAAAGGGAAAUUAAAGGUGGCCAAAGAAGCUACUUUGGGCAGUGUCUCAUCCUUGUUUCGAUUUACGUCUUUGAAAGUGUAAACCCACAGGCCCAUUGAAAAGUAUUCUUUUCUUUCUGCCCGAGGACACAUGUUGGUCCUGACAUCUGUUGUGUUCGUGUAUCUAGAGUCACGGAGAACAAACUGCAUGAGGGAACUUGGUUCUUCAUUUUAUGCAGGUUUUUGUUCUGGCAUUAGAGAUUUAACACGCAAGAAUACUUGAAGAAUGAGUUUCAUUACUCACUGCCACCGAGCACUGUCUUCCCAUUAAAUGUGAACAUUCACUAAACGAGAACAAAUGUAUACAUUUGUCAAGCUGGGCAAGAAGUCUAAAACAUUAAACAUAAUAUAUGUGGAAUCAAACAUAUAACCUUGACAAAAAAUGCAUCUACGGAUGAUUGUAGCAGAGACAUUUAUUUUGGGGUCCAUUGCUGGCCUCAAGAUGAAGGCUAGUCUGGUGUGUAACAUUCACACAGGCAAUAGAAUGCACUUAUAAUGUGCAGUCAGUCAGUAAAAAAUGAGAACAACUUCUUAGUCAUAAAGCAACUACUUUCUAAGGUACAUUAAUAUUAGAUUUUUAUGGACAUCAAUGGACGUUUUGUGGAAAUUCAUGUACAGAAUUUGUGGGGGUUAGCUGUACGUGCGAUUAAAGUCCAGGGUGCCUACUUGGACUACAGUUUUAACUCACUGGGAAAUUACUAAACGUAUUUGCUGCUAUUGGUUAAUAUGACAAUGUUGUUUGUGCAUUUUGGACUCAAAAGCAUUGUUUCCAUUUAGCUCUGGUUGUCUUGUUUGUGUGUGUGUGUGUGUGUGCAUCUUAGUUCUUGAGGUGUCAGGUCACUGACCUGCAACUACGUUUCUUCAUGGGAGGUUCAUCUGGAAGGUCAUUGUAUGCUUGCCCUCUUUCUGGGAGAGCGUACCGUUUUUGCAUAAGUCUGAUAGUCUCAUUAAAAAUGCUGUUUCUGGUCAUUUAAUAAACAGCCAGGGUGGGUCCGUAAAUCCAGAAGUGGUGCUUUUCCUCACAGUCUUGCCCUCAAGGCCAGUUUAUAGUUCGGCAAUGUAUUAUUAGGUGAUGGAUAUCGCUACAGCGUUCCCGCUGUCGCACAUUAAGUAUAAACUUAGAACACAUUGCCGUCGUGGAGUCAUUGCGAGCUCAAGACAUGGAAGCUAGCUGAUGACGCCUCACUAAAUAUAAUCACAGAUGAGAACAUUCUAUAAUACGGUUGUAGUACAAUGCAAUGCAGUUUAUGUCUCCAUGAUGGGUACAACGAUGAUAGUGACAACAUCAAAGCAUUCAUUGUUCUAGAAUAAAUUUAAAAUCUUUGCGACCGACCAUCAAAUCUGAUAAUCGCUGGUGGUAAGGAUCAUUCAUCAGCGAACUAUAAACAGGCCUUCAGUCUCGUCGAGGCCUAGACUGCAAGGCCGCCAUGUGUUUGGAAGCGAGGCUCAUCUUUGAGGAACCUCGGACAGUGCAUCUCUGUAUGCCAAAAUGCAUGUCUGUCACUAUAGCCUUCGUCUCUGUGUGUCCCUACAUUUGUACUGCAAAGGGAAAAAAGUAACUUCAAACGGUAAUUGUGCAAUUGUUAAGAGUUAACCAGUGUGUCCCGAAAAAAGUCAUGCCGGUAAUGACAAUAUUGUGUACAUAUAUAAAUACAUAAAUAUUUUUUAGGCAAGUUUACCUGAAUCUGUGCAUUGUGUGCCUUAUUCAAUUAAAGAUGGUAAAUGUUGAAACUGUUCAUUUUUAUUGAACAUUAUGCACUGUGAUUACUAGAUUGCAGUGAGAAAUUGGAGUGGGCUGUGUUGAAAAAUUCUACUCUCAAAAACUGCAGGUUUGAGGAAAUAAGAGCUGAUUUAGUGACAAACAUUCCAUUUGAGGAUACGAGAUCAGUCCAAAUCACGAUGGCCUCACUUAAUUGACCUAAAGUUUAUUUUUUACAGUCUUCCCCUGUUAUACACUGCUUCACUAUGCACAGUCCUUGUGCUGAAACAGGGUGCGAAUCUGUGUCACCGAGGUGCCAUGCAGCGGGGGAGCUAUAAUAAUUGGGUGUGAGACAAACAUGCUCCUUUUCAUGCUGAACCGUUAGCCUGGUGGACUUGGAUUUUUAGCUGAAAUGGUGUUGCCGUUAAUUCAGUUCAUUUUAGCACUUUUAAAGGUCACUGUAACAAAUGUUAAUUGGGUAUACUGAUGUAGAGUCUGAACAGGUUCAUUGUUAAAGUACUUAACUGGAUAGGUGGUUUCCAGCAGACUUUUUCAAUUUGGUAUACAAAAAAAAGUAUAGUCCGUUCAAUUAUUUGAAGAGGUCAUUGCUACAUUUCAGUAUCUUACAGCUAAUUUGUACUUAAACUGAGAUGACGGUUGUCUGUAUGAACCCAAAGUUAUAUUUUGUUUACAAACAAUGAUUGUAUUUUUAAAAAUGCCUAGUCAUGAAGUUUGUCACAACCUGCAAAUAACAGGUUUUUGUACGGAGAGAGAGCCGUACAGGUAUUUGAUCCCAGGAAGUCUGUAUUGUCAAGCUUCCUUGUACAUUGCAAUAUGAAUUCAGUUUUUUAUUCUGAUUUCUUCAAGCCUUUACAUUUCAGUUGCAAUGCUUUGUGUGCAAAUAAACAGGAAAUUGUCAACAUUUCAUUUUUUUAAUGCUGUUCAAAUUGGCAGAUGGAAAACGGUUGUAUGUUUUACAGAGUAUUUUAACGUGUAGAUAUGUUGUAAACUUGUACUGUGAAUGUGUAAAUAAUUUUGCUUCCUUUUUUUUGUUUUUGUUUUUUAACACGGCAUGUAUAGUUGAAAUAAACAUAACUGCACAGAAA
Molecule: messenger RNA, 6393 nt
Organism: Conger conger (European conger)
Lineage: Eukaryota; Metazoa; Chordata; Actinopteri; Anguilliformes; Congridae
Gene: sema6d
Product: sema domain, transmembrane domain (TM), and cytoplasmic domain, (semaphorin) 6D, like
Exons: 19
Coding region: 216-3455 (1079 amino acids)
Biological process (GO): positive regulation of cell migration; semaphorin-plexin signaling pathway; axon guidance
Molecular function (GO): semaphorin receptor binding; chemorepellent activity
Source: RefSeq, a predicted model, not a curated record